AUGCCACUUGGCCGCACUCCGAAGUACAAGAACAGACUGAAGCCUUAUCCGAGCCCUGAGGAUCUCAAGUCUUCGCCGCCUUCCGACAGCCUCUCGCCUUCUUCCUCGGAACGCUCCUCCAGCCAGUCUCCUUCCCGCCGCGACCGUGAGAACACUGUCGCAUCGAUAGCGACGGCUGUUUUCGAGGACUUUUCCUUCACAUCUCCCGAAACAGUCUUGGACGUGGGUCCGCCAACUCCACCACAAUACGACCCGACGACUGCAGUCUUCAUCGAGCCGAACCUGUCAGAACUCUGUCUCGAGUGGUGCAGCGGGCCGGAAAUCAUUCCCUCGGCGAUUGCAGAGGUUAACUCGCCACUGCUUCAACAGCAUGGCGAUGGAUCAGUAACAAUGCAGCUCCCAACGGGCGAAGCACGGCUAUUCGGCGACGAGAUGGGUAGAGGCAGCAGCAACAACGACGACGACGAAAAUAACAGCAAUUCCAGCCGUUCCAGCAACUCCAGCAAACAACAGCAACAGCAACAAAGAAAACAUCAGCACUCAGCCUGCAACUGCUUCGAGGUCGUCAGCUGCACGAUGCGGAAUCUGCAACAAUGCCCCGUGGAAGGGACGGGACUCGACCAGAUGCUACAUCUCGGCAGAUCAAUGCUGAGCGCCAUCACCGACGACUUUCUCGCGUGUAGCGGGCCACACAGCACAUCCUUGCUGCUCUUCAUCUACACGUGCCUCCUUCAGCUCCUGGCCACGUACAGUGAGACUUGGUACAGCGGAUGCGGUUCGCUGAUCCGGUUUGGGACGUUCGUCAUAGAUGGAGAAGAUGAAUAUGCGUUGAAGCAGAAGGUCAUCCUUCUCGAGAUACGGAAGGUCACUUUGGUGGUAGAUCGACUCGCAGGCUUGAAUGGGCGAGGGCAAGGGGACUUUCUGGAAGCUGGUCGAGCAAGUGAUGGGACCCACGAAGAUUCAACUCUUUCGUACAUGCGUGGCUUUGUCAAAGACGAGGCCUGUCGUGUAUCUAGAAAGAUAGAACAGGAUAAAGAGAAGCAGCAUCGUUCAGCAGCCAGCCAGUCAUGGUUCUAA
Lasiodiplodia theobromae is the source of this 1077-nucleotide messenger RNA. RefSeq lists its product as uncharacterized. Bases 1 to 1077 code for a protein of 358 amino acids. NCBI's taxonomy places the organism in Eukaryota, Fungi, Ascomycota, Dothideomycetes, Botryosphaeriales, Botryosphaeriaceae. The record is from RefSeq and is a predicted model, not a curated record. The transcript has a single exon.